GUACGGGUUCCUCCUGGACAAGGCCCUCAUCAUCUGCAAGCGCCGGGGGGACUCCUACGAGGCCAAGGACGUGGUGGACCUUCAGAGCCACCAACUGCGCGACGGUGGCCUCGGGCCCCGCGACGGCAAGAAGUGGACCCACACCUUCCUCCUCAUCGCCACCGCCGGCCUCCAGGGCUACGAGCUCUUCUUCAAGACCCGGGAGCUGAAGAAGAAGUGGUUGGAGCAGUUCGAGAUGGCCCUGUCCAACAUCUUCCCCGAGAACGCUCUGGCCGAUGGUCAUGACUUCCAGAUGUUCUCCUUUGAGGACACCACCUCCUGCAGGGCCUGCCAGAUGUUGCUGAG
Molecule: messenger RNA, 345 nt
Organism: Calidris pugnax (ruff)
Lineage: Eukaryota; Metazoa; Chordata; Aves; Charadriiformes; Scolopacidae
Product: proto-oncogene vav-like
Exons: 3
Biological process (GO): cell migration; regulation of GTPase activity
Cellular component (GO): cytoplasm
Molecular function (GO): guanyl-nucleotide exchange factor activity
Source: RefSeq, a predicted model, not a curated record